Messenger RNA from Seminavis robusta, 2974 nucleotides. The record is from the annotation of a GenBank genome assembly. Lineage: Eukaryota; Bacillariophyta; Bacillariophyceae; Naviculales; Naviculaceae.
GUCAUCCUGCAGAGCUAAUUAACUUCAACAACGACAGAAUAUCCCACCUGGCAAUUUGACCUGCCACCGCAUCGAGCUUCCAAUACAAGCUCUUUCUUUCGAAUGGAGGCCCGUGUCAAUAAGGCAAGCAAAGAUAGAUUGGAUAGAAGAUACGACCGACUCAGCCCUUCGUUCUUCGAAGUUUGGUGUUUUGUGAAGCUAAAGAAGAGUGGGUGGAAUAAUCUGCCAGCCAUCAGAUUCUAUAGAGAUCCUUUGCCUACGGAAAGCUUUCAUCCAGUCAUUUUUCCGUCUUGAGUUGACCGAUUGGACUAGAUCCAUUCCACUGCACGCCACUCCACGAUGAAGCUUUCAAUUGCAUGUUCCCUUCUGCUCUCCUGGCAUGGUGGCUCUGGCUUUCAACCAGUUUCGCUGCGCCAUGUGGCGUCUUCAAGAUCAUCCAAUCGAAAGGCUACCACCGUCGAGGAAGAAUAUCAAGUUAUUGACGUGGAAUUUGAACCAGUGGUCACGGAAUCGGCCCGUUUGACCAAGGCCAAGAAACUACUGGCACAAUUCACUGUUGAACGAGAAGACAACAACAAUGGCCGAAGACUGCUGUUACCCUCUUCAAGUGGUAGCAACUUUACGACUUCUGCUGUCAAUGGGGUAGCAGCAUCCAGGACGCCAAUCAGCAACGGAGACAACAGCGAUGUUACUAAUAAUAAUGUGGUUCCCGAUCAGUUCUGGUCCAAUGGACAUUUGCAAGGAGGCGACUAUGUCACAAGAUGGGCGCGGGGGCAGAAAAUUGCCGAACCCUUGGUCCGAUACGAUCCCGUCGUGGCCGAAAAGGUCCUCUUUAAACAACCUGCCAAGUGGAUUGUCAGGAAUGCACAGAUUGCCUUUCCCAUGGGAUUCUGGGCUGUGGGGGUCGUCUCUGAUUAUCUCAUGGGGAGAGAUAAUCGCCGUAAAAGGGCCCAACAACUCUUGAAUGCCAUUACCUACUUGGGACCGGCAAUCAUCAAAGGAGGUCAAGCCUUGAGUUCUCGCCCUGAUUUGCUUCCCUCAGAAUACCUCGAGGAACUCCAAAAGCUUCAGGACGAUGUUCCUCGCUUUUCCAAUGAACUGGCUUUCCAGACGGUGGAAGAAGAAUUGGGCGUUGCUUUCGACGACGUCUUUGAACUGGUAGAGGAAGAACCAGUAGCUGCCGCCUCCAUUGGUCAAGUCUACAAAGCGAGGCUUCUAUCCAAUGGAGACACGGUAGCUUUAAAGAUUCAAAGACCGAAAUGUGAAGAAAUUAUUGCCUUGGACCUCUACAUCUUGAGGUGGUGGAGUGGUGUCUACAACCAAAUCUUUAGGCUGCUCAACCGAGACAUCGAUCUUCAGUCUGUGAUUGAUGACUUUGGAACCCUCAUCUAUCGAGAAAUCGAUUACGUGGCCGAAGCAGCCAAUGCCCAGCGCUUCAAUGAACUCUAUGCUGGAGUUACGGACGUUUUCGUACCAAAGAUCUACUCUGAGCUCACAACUAGCAAAGUGCUGACAAUGGAAUGGGUAGAUGGUUUCCGUCUCACGGAUGAAGAAACCUUGUCACGGUAUGGCCUCGACCCGUCCAAGCUUGUCAACACGUUGGUUCAAUGCAGUCUCAAACAGGUGCUGGAGAAUGGAUACUUUCACGCAGACCCACAUGCAGGCAAUCUACUGGCUUGCCCCGACGGCCGUCUGUGCUACCUCGACUUUGGAAUGAUGAGUUUUGCAGAUACGCAACAAAGGAACGGUUUCCUGCUGGCUGUGGUGCACAUUGUAAACCGUGAUUGGGGUGAGCUGGUUCGCUUGUAUCAGAAACUGGGAUUCAUCCCCGAGGGUACAGACUUGAAACCUAUUGAAGUGGCUCUUGAGAACGCACUGCCUGAUGUACUCAACGCUGAUAUCAGCGAGCUGAACUUCAAGAAUGUCGUCAAUAAACUCGGAGACAUCAUGUACACAUAUCCCUUCUCUCUCCCGCCUUUUUACAUUGCAAUCAUUCGAUGCCUCGGUGUCUUGGAAGGUUUGGCAAUACAGGUUGAUCCGCAGGCCAGAAUUGUCAGCAAAGCCUAUCCGUACGUAGCUAGCCGUGUUUUGACCGAUCCUCAAGACGACUUGCAAGAAGCGCUUCGGAGACUUGCACUUACCAGCGACGGCAAAGUCCGCUGGAAUCGGUUGGAGAGUCUUCUGCAGGAAGCAAAAGAAACUUCGGAUUACGAUGUUGCUGCAGCUGUGGAUAUGCUGACGAGUUUCCUUAUUUCCACCGAAGGAGAGGGUGUCGUUGAAGAACUGACAAAGGAGAUUGUUGAGGCUGCCGACAGUCUAGGAUCCGAGACCUAUCGCUAUGUCUUCGAUGCCGCACGAGCUUUGGUCAUCAACGACGAAGUGGCGGCUGUGAAAGCUUUCAGGUCGCUGCAAGAUAUUGUGCAGCAGCAACAGACCGAUGGCUUUGAUGGAGUGAGACAGCGUGUUGAGGAGAAUCUGCGCGAGGUUUUGCCUGAGGCAACACCGUCGAUGCAAAGAUUUGGAAGAAUACUGGCCUUGCUGGGAGCACAAGGUGGACAAGCAGACCCAGCGAAGUUUGUGCCCAUCUUGCGAAAGCUGGGUCAGGAACCUCGCAUUCAAAGGACUUUGAACGAAAUUGUUGCCAAGCUAGGUGAACGGAUGCUGAGCAGAGGGUUGAGAGCAGCCUUUGGAUUGCCCCCACCGAUAUUUGGAGCCGGAACGCAAGCAUCGACUGUUACAGAAGAUACAAUAAAAUAGAUAGAAGAAGCGUUCCAACAAUAACGUUCUAGUCUAGCCUCGUCCCUUUUUUGAACCUUUCUUGGCCUUCUUUCCCUUCUUACUCUUGUACAAUUUCUCAUCCUGCUCUAUCUCCUUCUCAACAUCAUCUUGACGGAGUGAGACAGCGUUUUGAGGAGAAUCUGCACGAGGUUUUAUCGGAGGCGACACGGUCAAUGCAAAGAUUUGGAAGAAUACU